AUGGCCACAUACUCUCGGCUCCCGGGAUCCGUUGCUUUGAUAACUCUUCAGAAUCCACCUGUCAAUGCGCUCAGGUGAGUUAAAAAUAACUUGGUACGGUCAGGAUAAUAUUGCGCGCAGUAGGAAGUUGGACAAACGUGUAUGUUCCUGUCGAUUAGUAGGUUUAAGUGUUACGAAGGUGACAACAAAGGAAGUUGUUUAUCUUUUGCACCUGUCAUGUCCUUGUUAAAAAUACUUGUCUUUAGGCUUUAAGAUUAUAAUAUUAUUAUUAAAGUGUGCCUAAUAUGAAAUGCUUAAUCAUGUAAAUUGAACUCCUGGUAGUCUUGUAACAUAUACUGUAACUUCACAUGAUUCUGCACCUGUCUGUCUGUGAGAGUUUUGGAACGGCAUAUUGCCAUAUUGAUGUGAUUCUGUGUGUCCCCAGUGCAGCGGUGCGACAGGGCAUAGUAGACACGGUGCAGAGGGCCCUGAAGGACCCAAAGGUGACAUCUGUAGUGAUCUGUGGACAGAAUGGGAGGUUCUGUGGAGGUAAGAAUGGUCUUAUAGAUUGUACAGGAUACUGCAGUGUUUGAAAUGGGACCCUAUUCCCUAUAUAGUGCACUGCUUAUUCCCUAUAUAGUGCACUGCUUUUGACCAGAGCCCGUAUCAAAAGUAGUGCACUAUAUGAGGAAAUAGGGUGCCAUUUUUGACGCACCGUAGGUCUGUCUAGACUAGAGGUCUGGAUCUGUUUGUCUGCGUCCCAAUUGUAUUCCCUAUAUACAGUAGUGCACUACCCUUCUUGUCAAAAGUAGUGCACUAUAUGAGGAAAUAGAGUGCCAUUUGAGACGCAAACUUUGUCUCCCAGCAGCACUGAUACAGAGAUUUGUCUAUUUCUCAGUUUCAAAUAUGUUUUAUUAUGAAGCAUAUUCAUUCAGGUAUACAACUGUACAAUGCGAUCAGAGGUUUGUCUGUUUCUACCAGGGGCGGACAUCAGGGAGUUUGCGGGGCCGAUGUUGGGGCCCCCCCUUGUGCCCAUGAUCCAUGCUAUAGAGGCUGUGGACAAGCCUGUGGUGGCAGCUAUCGAGGGGGUAGCACUGGGAGGAGGACUGGAGUUAGCACUGGGCUGCCACUAUCGCAUUGCACACUCCAAGGUUAGUUACAUGAGUCUCUCUCUCAGGGGUCAACGUUCAAAUGACUGGCUGACUUGACAGAGUAAUCAUACGUCCAGCUGACUGACUGACUGAUCAUACGACUGACUGACUGACUGAUCAUACAGUACCAGUCAAAGUUUUUGAUACACCUACUCAUUCAAGGGUUUUUCUUUAUUUUUUACUAUUUUCUACACUGUAGAAUAAUAGUGAAGACAUCAACACAUAACACAUAUGGAAUGAUGUAGUAACCAAAAAAGUGUUAAACAAAUCAAAAUAUAUUUUAUAUUUGAGAUUCUUCAAAGUAGCCACCCUUUGCCUCGAUGACAGCUUUGGCUGUGUGCUCGAUUUUAUACACGUGUCAGCAACGGUUGCGGCUGAAAUAGCCGAAUCCACUAAUUUGAAGGGGUGUCCACAUACCUUUGGCCAUGUAGUUUAUGUAGGUUUUAUUUCUAUUUUAAUUAUAUUGUUUGAUUUUAUAUCUUUGCCGUACAAUGUCCUUGGGUUUUUUUGAAAGGUGUUUUUAAAUCCUAUGUAUUAUUAUUAAAUGUGAUGACUGAUGACUGUUUUCAGGCUCUUCUAGGACUUCCAGAGGUGACCCUGGGUCUGCUGCCAGCUGCAGGAGGGACACAACGUCUACCCAGACUCAUAGGGUUAACAGCUGCCCUCGACCUCAUCACUACAGGUAAGACCCAGACUCAUAGGGUUAACAGCUGCCCUCGACCUCAUCACUACAGGUAAGACCCAGACUCAUAGGGUUAACAGCUGCCCUCGACCUCAUCACUACAGGUAAGACCCAGACUCAUAGGGUUAACAGCUGCCCUCGACCUCAUCACUACAGGUAAGACCCAGACUCAUAGGGUUAACAGCUGCCCUCGACCUCAUCACUACAGGUAAGACCCAGACUCAUAGGGUUAACAGCUGCCCUCGACCUCAUCACUACAGGUAAGACCCAGACUCAUAGGGUUAACAGCUGCCCUCGACCUCAUCACUACAGGUAAGACCCAGACUCAUAGGGUUAACAGCUGCCCUCGACCUCAUCACUACAGGUAAGACCCAGACUCAUAGGGUUAACAGCUGCCCUCGACCUCAUCACUACAGGUAAGAUGAUAGAACACCGCAGACUCACACAGGAAAUGUAUUUUAAUCUCAUGUCUUUGCACAUUCAAUGUACAGAUGCAUAAUGGGUGCAGUUUGUAUUCGUAAUAUAUAAUUAGCAUUGUUUUACAUAAAAUGCUUACAGGAUUUAUUACUUAAAAGGGUGCUGCCAGAUACUUUCUUUGUCCUUAUCUCCAGCAGGGGUCAGCAUUGUACCAAUUGAGCAGUCACCUUUCUAGUCCGUGCUGUUAGGCCUGCUUGGCAAUGAAAACGUAGUCACUAGAAGUUUUCUUACACUUACCCUAAAGCCAGAUUAAUUCCUUAAAAGACUGAAUUAGGGUCUGGGCUGUAAAAUAAGACCCUGCGUUUACAACCCAAUUCUGAUCAUUUGUUCGUACACUACAUUACCAAAAGUAUGUGGACACCUGCUCAUCAAACAUCUCAUUCCAAAAUCAUUGGCGCAGUGCAUUGGGGCAGGUAGCGUUCUCCAAAGCCAGAUUUGUUCGUCGGACUGUCAGAUGGUGAAGCCUGCGUGAUUCAUCACUCCAGAGAAUGUGUUUCCACUGCUCCAGAGUUCAAUGGUGGCGAGCUUUACACCACUCCAGCUGAUGCUUGGCAUUGCACAUGGUGAUCUUAGGCUUGUGUGCGGCUGCUCGGCCAUGGAAACCCAUUUCAUGAAACUCCCGGCGAACAGUUCUUGUGCUGACAUUGCUUCCAGAGGCAGUUUGGAACUUGGUAGUGAGUGUUGCAACCGAGGACAGAUGAUUUUUAUGCGCUUUAGCACUUGGCAGUCCCGUUCUAUGAGCUUGUGUGGCCUACCACUUCGUGGCUGAGCCGUUGUUGCUCCUAGACGUUUCCACUUCACAAUAACAUCACUUACAGUUGACCGGGGCAGCUCUAGCAGGGCAGACAUUUGAUGAACUGACUUGUUGUAAAGGUGGCAUCCUAUGACGCUUCCACAUUGAAAGUCACUGAGCUCUUCAGUAAGGCCAUUCUACUGCCAAUGUUUGUCAAAUGUGAAGGGGUGUCCACAUACUUUUGUAUAUACAGUGCAUUCCGAAAGUAUUCAGACCCCUUGACUUUUUCCACAUUUUGUUAUGUUUCAGCCUUAUUCUAAAAUGGAUUAAAUACAUUUUUUCCCUCAUCAAUCUACACACAAUACCCCAUAAUGCCAAAGCAAAAACUGGUUUUUAGAAAUGUUUGCAAAUGUAUUAAAAAUAAAAAAUACCUUAUUUACAUAAGAAAUUGAGCUCAGGUGCAUCCUGUUUCCAUUGAUCAUCCUUGAUAUGUUUCUCCAACUUGAUUGGAGUCCACCUGUGGUAAAUUCAAUUGAUUGGACAUGAUUUGGAAAGGCACACACCUGUCUAUAUAAGGUCCCACAGUUGACAGUGCAUGUCAGAGCAAAAACCAAGCCAUGCGGUGGAAGGAAUUCUCCGUAGAGCUCCGAGACAGGAUUGUGUCGAGACACAGAUCUGGGGAAGGGUACCAAAACAUUUAUGCAGCAUUGAAGGUCCCCAAGAACACAGUAGCCUCCAUCAUUCUUAAAUGGAAGAAGUUUGGAACCACCAAGACUCUUCCUAGAGCUGGCCGCCCGGCCAAACUGAGUAAUCGGAGGAGAAGGGCCUUGGUCAGGGAGGUGACCAAGAACCCGAUGGUCACUCUGACAGAGCUCCAGAGUUCCUCUGUGGAGAUGGGAGAACCUUCCAGAAGGACAACCAUCUCUGCAGCACUCCACCAUUCAGGCCUUUAUGCUAGAGUGGCCAGACGGAAGCCACUCCUCAGUUAAAGGCACAUGACAGCCCGCUUGGAGUUUGCCAAAAGGCACCUAAAGGACUCUCAGACCAUGAGAAACAAGAUUCUCUGGUCUGAUGAAACCAAGAUUGAAUUCUUUGGACUGAAUGCCAAGCAUCACAUCUGGAGGAAACCUGGCACCAUCCCUACUGUGAAGCAUGGUGGUGACAGCGUCAUGCGGUGGGGAUGUUUUUCAGUGGCAGGGACUGGGAGACUAGUCAGGAUCGAGGCAAAGAUGAAUGGAGCAAAGUACAGAGAGAUCCUUGAUGAAAACCUUCUCCAGAGCGCUCAGGACCUCAGACUGGGGUGAAGGUUCACCUUCCAGCAGGACAACUACCCUAAGCACACAGCCAAGACAACACAGCAGUGGCUUCGGGGCAAGUCUCUGAAUGUCCUUGAGUGGCUCAGCCAGAGCCUGGACUUGAACCUGAUCUAACAUCUCUGGAGAGACCUGAAAAUAGCUGUGCAGCGACGCUCCCCAUCCAACCUGACAGAGCUUGAGAGGAUCUGCAGAGAAGAAUGGGAGAAACUCCCCAAAUACAGGUGUGCCAAGCUUGUAGCGUCAUACCCAAGAAGACUCAAGGCUGUAAUCGCUGCCAAAGGUGCUUCAACAAGGUACUGAGUAAAGGGUCUGAAUACUUAUGUAAAUAUGAUGUUUCAGUUUUUAAUUCUUAAUAAAUUAGCAAAAAUAUCAAAAAAACAUUUUUUUGCUUAGUCAUUAUGGGGUAUUGUGUGUAGGUUGAAAAAAAUAAUUGAAAUCCAUUUUAGAUUAAGGCUGUAACGUAACAAAAUGUGGAAAAAGUCAAGUGGUCUGAAUACUUUCUGAAUAGUGUAUCCGAAAAAUAUGUAAUGUGAAAAUAUCUAAUGUGAUUGGACCAAAAAUAUGAGAAUUGGGCUGUCGUAACCCGUCGUAUCCUUCCCAGGGCUGCCUGUGUAACCCGUGGUAACCCGUCGUAUCCUUCCCAGGGCUGCCUGUGUAACCCGUGGUAACCCGUCGUAUCCUUCCCAGGGCUGCCUGUGUAACCCGUGGUAACCCGUCGUAUCCUUCCCAGGGCUGCCUGUGUAACCCGUGGUAACCCGUCGUAUCCUUCCCAGGGCUGCCUGUGUAACCCGUGGUAACCCGUCGUAUCCUUCCCAGGUCGCCAUAUCUCUGCUGCUGAGGCCCUGAAGCUGGGGAUCCUAGAUCAGGUUACCGAUAGCAACGCUGUGGACCUGGCCGUGGACUUCGUCAGGAGCGUUGCAGGUAAGAGUUGAUGACAUCAUGAUGGGUGAUGGGUUGGGGAAUACAAAAAAACUGUAACUGUAGUCUGUUACGUUUCAAGCAAAGAUAUUGUGAUCGGAUUACAGAUACUUUUGAAAAACUAGAUGAUUACUUUUAAAUUCAGAAAGGAUGUGUGUGAAAAAAAAUACAUUCAUGACACCUUUCCGUUUUCUAUUAGUGACCUUUCACAGCUAAAACCAUGAAGGAAAAUAGAUCAAUGUUUUGGUGUGUUAUUUAGAAGGUUGAAAAGGGAAGACACAGUUAGAAUAUGAAUCACCAUGGCCCUACAGUACACUCUGACAUUAGGACUGGGGUUCCGUCCCAAACGGUACCCUAUUCCCUAUAUAGUGCACUACUUUAGACCAGAGAAUGGCACCCUAUUCCCUAUAUAGUGCACUACUUUAGACCAGAGAAUGGUACCCUAUUCCCUAUAUAGUGCACUACUUUAGACCAGAGAAUGGCACCCUAUUCCCUAUAUAGUGCACUACUUUAGACCAGAGAAUGGUACCCUAUUCCCUAUAUAGUGCACUACUUUAGACCAGAGAAUGGUACCCUAUUCCCUAUAUAGUGCACUACUUUAGACCAGAGAAUGGUACCCUAUUCCCUAUAUAGUGCGCUACUUUAGACACGAGAAUGGCACCCUAUUCCCUAUAUAGUGCACUACUUUAGACCAGAGAAUGGCACCCUAUUCCCUAUAUAGUGCACUACUUUAGACCAGAGCCCUAUCAACAGUAGUGCACUACUUUAGACCAGAGCCCUAUCAACAGUAGUGCACUACUUUAGACCAGAGAAUGGUACCCUAUUCCCUAUAUAGUGCACUACUUUAGACCAGAGAAUGGCACCCUAUUCCCUAUAUAGUGCACUACUUUAGACCAGAGCCCUAUCAACAGUAGUGCACUACUUUAGACCAGAGAAUGGUACCCUAUUCCCUAUAUAGUGCACUACUUUAGACCAGAGAAUGGCACCCUAUUUCCUAUAUAGUGCACUACUUUAGACCAGAGCCCUAUCAUCAGUAGUGCACUACUUUAGACCAGAACCCUAUGUGCCCAGUACUGAGUUUCUUGUUGCAGGUCAUUCUGAGGAGGGGAAAUAUGUACGUAUUAUCAAAGGUUACAACUCAGCCCUGCAUUCAUAAUACACACACACACACACACACACACAACUCAGGUCUAUAUACAGUUGAAGUCUGAAGUUUACAUACACAUUAGCCAAAUAGAUUUAAACUCAGUUUUUCAGUUUUCCUGACAUUUAAUCCUAGUAAAAAUUCCCUGUCUUAGGUCAGUUAGGAUCACCAUUUUAUUUUAAGAAUGUGAAAUGUCAGAAUAAUAGUAGAGAGAAUGAUUUAUUUCAGCUUUUAUUUAUUUCAUCACAUUCCCAGUGGGUCAGAGGUUUACAUACACUCAAUUAGUAUUUGGUAGCAUUGCCUUUAAAUUGUUUAACUUGGGUCAAACUUUUCGGGUAGCCUUCCACAAGCUUUCCACAAUAAUUUGGGUGAAUUUUGGCCCAUUCCUCCUGACAGAGCUGGUGUAACUGAGUCAGGUUUGUAGGCCUCCUUGCUCACACACGCUUUUUCAGUUCUGCCCACAAAUUGUCUAUAGGAUUGAGGUCAGGGCUUUGUGAUGGCCACUCCAAUACCUUGACUUUGUUGUCCUUAAGCCAUUUUGCCACAACUUUGGAAGUAUGCUUGGGGUCAUUGUCCAUUUGGAAGACCCAUUUGCGACCAAGCUUUAACUUCCUGACUGAUGUCUUGAGAUGUUGCUUCAAUAUAUCCACAUAAUUUUCCUUCCUCAUGAUACCAUCUAUUUUGUGAAGUGCACCAGUCCCUCCUGCAGCAAAGCACCCCCACAGCAUGAUGCUGCCACCCCCGUUCUUCACGGUUGGGAUGGUGUUCUUCGGCUUGCAAGCCACCCUCUUUUUCCUUCAAACAUAACGAUGGUAAUUAUGGCCAAACAGUUCUAUUUUUGUUUAAUCAGACCAGAGGACAUUUCUCCAAAAAGUAAGAUUGUUGUCCCCAUGUGCAGUUGCAAACCGUAGUCUGGCUUUUCUAUGGUGGUUUGGAGCAGUGGCUUCUUCCUUGCUGAGCGGCCUUUCAGGUUAUGUCGAUAUAGGACUUGUUUUACUGUGGAUAUAGAUACUUUUGUACCUGUUUCAGAUCCUCAAAAAGUUCUACAGCUGCACCAUCGAGAGCAUCCUGACCGGUUUCAUCACCGCCUGGUAUGGCAACUGCUCGACGACCAUAAGGCGCUAGAAAGGGUAGUGCGUACGGCCCAGGGGCCAAGCUUCCUGCCAUCCAGGACCUCUAUACCAGGCGGUGGGGGUGCAACUCCUAAUGUUUUGUGAUUAGAAUAGUGUCAAAUGAUAAUAAACUGAUGAUGCCCUUUCACAGUAAAUUGAUUAUCACUUAGCUGAAUGCCAUUUCCCCCUUCCUCAAGUCUUCUCAUAGGUAACAGAGCUUUAACACCUGUGACUAGACUGAAUGAUACUUUAACACCUGUGACCUGACUGAAUGAUACAUUAACACCUGUGACUAGACUGAAUGAUACUUUAACACCUGUGACUAGACUGAAUUAUGCUUUUAAACACAAACCACCCGCUAGUUAGUGUGGUUUCCAUGGCCACAGUGCAGGAGUGUCCUGUGGGACAAUGUGUCAUCAGUGUUAUUGCCUUCUGGGAGCACCGAACAAAGUGCUUUCUGUCAAAGUGGCUUUAAUUUCCUGCCAGUGAACAGGAUGGAAGAGGCUGAUGGGGGAAAUACAGUGGGGGGAAAAAGUAUUUAGUGAGCCACCAAUGGUUCAAGUUCUCCCACUUAAAAAGAUGAGAGAGGCCUGUAAUUUUCAUCAUAGGUACACGUCAACUAUGACAGACAAAAUGAGGGAAGAAAAAUCCAGAAAAUCACAUUGUAGGAUUUUUUAUGAAUUUAUUUGCAAAUUAUGGUGGAAAAUAAGUAUUUGGUCACCUACAAACAAGCAAGAUUUCUGGCUCUCACAGACCUGUAACUUCUUCUUUAAGAGGCUCCUCUGUCCUCCACUCGUUACCUGUAUUAAUGGCACCUGUUUGAACUUGUUAUCAGUAUAAAAGACACCUGUCCACAACCUCAAACAGUCACACUCCAAACUCCACUAUGGUCAAGACCAAAGAGCUGUCAAAGGAAACCAGAAACAAAAUUGUAGACCUGCACCAGGCUGGGAAGACUGAAUCUGCAAUAGGUAAGCAGCUUGGUUUGAAGAAAUCAACUGUGGGAGCAAUUAUUAGGAAAUGGAAGACAUACAAGACCACUGAUAAUCUCCCUCGAUCUGGGGCUCCACGCAAGAUCUCACCCCGUGGGGUCAAAAUGAUCACAAGAACGGUGAGCAAAAAUCCCAGAACCACACGGGGGGACCUAGUGAAUGACCUGCAGAGAGCUGGGACAAAAGUACCAAAGUAACAAAGCCUACCAUCAGUAACACACUACGCCGCCAGGGACUCAAAUCCUGCAGUGCCAGACGUGUCCCCCUGCUUAAGCCAGUACAUGUCCAGGCCUGUCUGAAGUUUGCUAGAGUGCAUUUGGAUGAUCCAGAAGAGGAUUGGGAGAAUGUCAUAUGGUCAGAUGAAACCAAAAUAUAACUUUUUGUUAAAAACUCAACUCGUCGUGUUUGAAGGACAAAGAAUGCUGAGUUGCAUCCAAAGAACACCAUACCUACUGUGAAGCAUGGGGGUGGAAACAUCAUGCUUUGGGGCUGUUUUUCUGCAAAGGGACCAGGACGACUGAUCCGUGUAAAGGAAAGAAUGAAUGGGGCCAUGUAUCAUGACAUUUUGAGUGAAAACCUCCUUCCAUCAGCAAGGGCAUUGAAGAUGAAACGUGGCUGGGUCUUUCAGCAUGACAAUGAUCCCAAACACACCGCCCGGGCAACGAAGGAGUGGCUUCGUAAGAAGCAUUUCAAGGUCCUGGAGUGGCCUAGCCAGUCUCCAGAUCUCAACCCCAUAGAAAAUCUUUGGAGGGAGUUGAAAGUCCGUGUUGCCCAGCGUCAGCCCCAAAACAUCACUGCUCUAGAGGAGAUCUGCAUGGAGGAAUGGGCCAAAAUACCAGCAACAGUGUGUGAAAACCUUGUGAAGACUUACAGAAAACGUUUCACCUGUGUCAUUGCCAACAAAGGGUAUAUAACAAACUAUUGAGAAACUUUUGUUAUUGACCAAAUACUUAUUUUCCACCAUAAUUUGCAAAUAAAUUCAUUAAAAAUCCUACAAUGUGAUUUUCUGGAUUUUUUUUUCUCAUUUUGUCUGUCAUAGUUGACGUGUACCUAUGAUGAAAAUUACAGGCCUCUCAUCUUUUUAAGUGGGAGAACUUGCACAAUUGGUGCGUGACUAAAUACUUUUUUUCCCCACUGUAUGUAGGGAGGGCUGGGAGGGGGUCAGUGGGUGUAGGGAGGGCUGGAGGGGGUCAGUGUGUAUGUAGGGAGGGGGUCAGUGUGUAUGUAGGGAUGGGCUGGGAGGGGGUCAGUGGUGUAUUGUAGGGCUGGGCUGGGAGGGGGUUCAGUGGUAUGUAGGAUGGGCUGGGAGGUGGUCAUGUGUAUGUAGGGAGGGCUGGGAGGGGGUCAGUGUGUAUGUAGGGAUGGGCUGGGAGGGGGUCAGUGUGUUAAUGUAGGGAGGGCUGGGAGGGGUCAGUGUGUAUGUAGGAUGGGCUGGGAGGGGGUCAGUGUUUGUAGGCUGGGCUGGAGGGGGUCAGUUGUGCAUAUAGGGAGGGCUUGGAGGGGGUCAGGUGUAUGUAGGGAUGGCUGGGAGGGGUCAGUGUGUAUAUCGGGGAGGGGCUGGAGGGGGUCAUGGUGUAUAUAGGGAGGGGCGGGGAGGGGUCAGUGUGUAGUAGGGAUGGGCUGGGAGGGGGGUCAGUGUGUAUAUAGGGAGGGCUGUGGAGGGGGUCAGUGUGUAUGUAGGGAGGGGGUCAGUGUGUAUGUAGGGAUGGGCUGGGAGGGGGCCAGUGUGUAUGUAGGGAAUGGGCUGGGAGGGGGUCAGUGUGUAUAUAGGGAUGGGCUGGAGGGGGUCAGUGUGUAUGUAGGGAUGGGCUGGGAGGGGGUCAGUGUGUAUGUAGGGAGGGCUGGGAGGGGGUCAGUGUGGUAUUUAGGGAUGGGCUGGGAGGGGGUCAGUGUGUAUGUAGGAUGGGCUGGGAGGGGGUCAGUGUGUAUGUAGGGAUGGGCUGGGAGGGGGUCAGUGUGUAUUUAGGGAUGGGCUGGGAGGGGGUCAGUGUGUAUGUAGGGAGGGCUGGGAGGGGGUCAGUGGUGUAUGUAGGGAUGGGCUGGGAGGGGGUCAGUGUGUAUGUAGGGAGGGGAUGGCUGGGAGGGGGUCAGUUGUGUAUGUAGGGAUGGGCUGGGAGGGGGUCAGUGUGUAUAUAGGGAUGGGCUGGGAGGGGGUCAGUGUGUAUGUAGGGAGGGGAUGGGCUGGGAGGGGGUCAGUGUGUAUGUAGGGAUGGGCUGGGAGGGGGUCAGUGUGUAUGUAGGGAGGGCUGGGAGGGGGUCAGUGUGUAUGUAGGGAGGGCUGGGAGGGGGUCAGUGUGUAUAUAGGGAUGGGCUGGGAGGGGGUCAGUGUAUAUAUAGGGAUGGGCUGGGAGGGGGUCAGUGUGUAUGUAGGGAGGGCUGGGAGGGGGUCAGUGUGUAUUUAGGGAUGGGCUGGGAGGGGGUCAGUGUGUAUGUAGGGAGGGCUGGGAGGGGGUCAGUCCUCUGGUGUCUAGUUGGAGCAGCUCUCUAUCUGAUGAAGCAAUAACCUUUUAGACGAACAAAGGUUGGCAGACGAAAGAUGAUUGUCCAGCUUUUGACAGGAAGUCAUCAAUGAGAGAGGCAGAGGCUCAAAGUAACCUGAUGUUAUCAGGUGGCAAUUUCUCUGUCUCUCUUUUCCUCUCCUACGCUCUCUCUCUCUCUCUCUCUCUCUGUCUCUCUUUUCCUCUCCUACGCUCUCUCUCUCUCUCUCUCUCUCUCUCUCUCUCUCUCUCUCUCUCUCUCUCUCUCUCUCUCUCUCUCUCUCUCUCUCUCUCUCUCUGCCUCACACACACACACAGCUGAUUUAUUUUUCUCCAUUGAGCUGUGUGAUUCCUCCCUGUCUGAGAGGAAAGAUUAACAGAAGCUAGUCGUGACAUCUGUCAGCACAACCAGCCUUUACCCUCUGUACAACCCAAUCACACGUCACGUCGCAGACCAACCAUUUACAGAUUAAGUGCAUGAGUAAUACCACCUAAAAGUACAUUGGAAUCAGAGUGGCCUUCAGAUGGGAGGGGGUCAGUGUGUAUGUAGGGAUGGGCUUGGAGGGGGUCAGUCUGAUAUUUGAUGGUGCGGUGUUGGAAUCAGUGGCCUUCGGAUAAUAUUUGAUGGUGCAGUGUUGGAAUCAGUGGCCUUCGGAUAAUAUUUGAUGGUGCGGUGUUGGAAUCAGUGGCCUUCGGAUAAUAUUUGAUGGUGCGGUGUUGGAAUCAGUGGCCUUCGGAUAAUAUUUGAUGGUGCAGUGUUGGAAUCAGUGGCCUUCGGAUGAUAUUUGAUGGUGCGGUGUUGGAAUCAGUGGCCUUCGGAUAAUAUUUGAUGGUGCGGUGUUGGAAUCAGUGGCCUUCGGAUAAUAUUUGAUGGUGCAGUGUUGGAAUCAGUGGCCUUCGGAUGAUAUUUGAUGGUGCAGUGUUGGAAUCAGUGGCCUUCGGAUAAUAUUUGAUGGUGCAGUGUUGGAAUCAGUGGCCUUCGGAUAAUAUUUGAUGGUGCAGUGUUGGAAUCAGUGGCCUUCGGAUGAUAUUUGAUGGUGCAGUGUUGGAAUCAGUGGCCUUCGGAUAAUAUUUGAUGGUGCGGUGUUGGAAUCAGUGGCCUUCGGAUAAUAUUUGAUGGUGCGGUGUUGGAAUCAGUGGCCUUCGGAUAAUAUUUGAUGGUGCAGUGUUGGAAUCAGUGGCCUUCGGAUGAUAUUUGAUGGUUGCAGUGUUGGAAUCAGUGGCCUUCGGAUAAUAUUUGAUGGUGCAGUGUUGGAAUCAGUGGCCUUCGGAUAAUAUUUGAUGGUGCAGUGUUGGAAUCAGUGGCCUUCGGAUAAUAUUUGAUGGUGCAGUGUUGGAAUCAGUGGCCUUCGGAUGAUAUUUGAUGGUGCAGUGUUGGAAUCAGUGGCCUUCGGAUGAUAUUUGACCAACCUUCUUUAGUUAAGCAGUUGUGCUCUGAGUAAUACUCUCUGCAUGUUCAGAGAACCAGUCUGUUAUAGGACCUGAGAUGAGUCCCAAAUGGCGCCCUAUUUCCUAUAUAGUGCACUACUUUUGACACGCCACGCUUCAACGAUCAAACUCCUCUGUAGCUAAUACAACAAACCCAGUCCUGGGCCUCAAAAGUAGCGCACUAUAUAGGGAAUAGGGUGCCAUUCUCUGGUCUAAAGUAGCGCGCUAUAUAGUGAAUAGGGUGCCAUUCUCUGGUCUAAAGUAGCGCACUAUAUAGUGAAUAGGGUGCCAUUCUCUGGUCUAAAGUAGCGCACUAUAUAGUGAAUAGGGUGCCAUUCUCUGGUCUAAAGUAGCGCACUAUAUAGGGAAUAAUGUGCCAUUUGGGAUGCAUCCAUAGUCACCCAGAGAUGAGGCUUGGUGGCCAUGAUGACCCACUAACUGGCCCAGAGCCAGAGAUGAGGCUGUCCCUUUAUGGCUUGGUGGCCAUGAUGACCCACUAACUGGCCCAGAGCCAGAGAUGAGGCUGUCCCUUUAAGGCUUGGUGGCCAUGAUGACCCACUAACUGGCCCAGAGCCAGAGAUGAGGCUGUCCCUUUAAGGCUUGGUGGCCAUGAUGACCCACUAACUGGCCCAGAGCCAGAGAUGAGGCUGUCCCUUUAAGGCUUGGUGGCCAUGAUGACCCACUAACUGGCCCAGAGCCAGAGAUGAGGCUGUCCCUUUAUGGCUUGGUGGCCAUGAUGACCCACUAACUGGCCCAGAGCCAGAGAUGAAGCUGUCCCUUUAUGGCUUGGUGGCCAUGAUGACCCACUAACUGGCCCAGAGCCAGAGAUGAGGCUGUCCCUUUAAGGCUUGGUGGCCAUGAUGACCCACUAACUGGCCCAGAGCCAGAGAUGAGGCUGUCCCUUUAAGGCUUGGUGGCCAUGAUGACCCACUAACUGGCCCAGAGCCAGAGAUGAGGCUGUCCCUUUAAGGCUUGGUGGCCAUGAUGACCCACUAACUGGCCCAGAGCCAGAGAUGAGGCUGUCCCUUUAAGGCUUGGUGGCCAUGAUGACCCACUAACUGGCCCAGAGCCAGAGAUGAGGCUGUCCCUUUAAGGCUUGGUGGCCAUGAUGACCCACUAACUGGCCCAGAGCCAGAGAUGAGGCUGUCCCUUUAAGGCUUGGUGGCCAUGAUGACCCACUAACUGGCCCAGAGCCAGAGAUGAGUCUGUCCCUUUAAGGCUUGGUGGCCAUGAUGACCCACUAACUGGCCCAGAGCCAGAGAUGAGGCUGUCCCUUUAAGGCUUGGUGGCCAUGAUGACCCACUAACUGGCCCAGAGCCAGAGAUGAAGCUGUCCCUUUAAGGCUUGGUGGCCAUGAUGACCCACUAACUGGCCCAGAGCCAGAGAUGAGGCUGUCCCUUUAAGGCUUGGUGGCCAUGAUGACCCACUAACUGGCCCAGAGCCAGAGAUGAGUCGUCCCUUUAAGGCUUGGUGGCCAUGAUGACCCACUAACUGGCCCAGAGCCAGAGAUGAGGCAGUCCCUUUAAGGCUUGGUGGCCAUGAUGACCCACUAACUGGCCCAGAGCCAGAGAUGAGGCUGUCCCUUUAAGGCUUGGUGGCCAUGAUGACCCACUAACUGGCCCAGAGCCAGAGAUGAGGCUGUCCCUUUAAGGCUUGGUGGCCAUGAUGACCCACUAACUGUAAGUCGCUCUGGAUAAGAGCGUCUGCUAAAUGACUAAAAUGUAAAUGUAACUGGCCCAGAGCCAGAGAUGCAUCUAACUCAACAGAGCUGCACUGGAUCUCAUCCCAUUACUGUCUCACCAUGUCACUGGAGACAGGAAGAAGAAUGUAAGAGGCUUUUAACCAGGUUUAGAACUGUCCAUCCUCUUCUCUCGUAUUCACUGUUAUUGUUCUCUGUUGGAGUGCUACAGAGUGGGAAUCAGUAGAGUUUAGGGUGGAAGCUCCUCAGUGCCGUAGCUGAGUGAGCUCCAAGAAAGCAGGAAUUGAUUUUAAAUGUAAAAAUGGACCAACAUGAUUGUAGAAACCCCUUCGAGUUUCGGGACAGUGAGCUCCAACAGUAUUGGGACGGUGACAUUUUUUGUUUGUUUUGGUUGUAUACUUGGCUCAUCGCGCUCUAGCGACUCCUUGUGGUGGGCCGGGCGCCUGCAGGCUGACUGGUCGUCAGGUGAACGGCGUUUCCUCCGACACAUUGGUGCGGCUGGCUUCCGGGUUAAGCGGGCAGGUGAUAAGAAGCGCGGUUUGCCGGGUCAUGUUUCGGAGGACGCAUGACUCGACCUUCGCCUCUCCCGAGCCCGUUGGGGAGUUGCAGCGAUGAGACAAGAUCAACAUUUGGGAGAAAAAGGGGGUAAAAAAAUAAAAAGUUAAAUAAUGUAUUGUGUCAUUUUGGAGUCACUUUUAUUUUAUUUAUUCGCACCAAAGAAAAUAAGUGACAGUAAUAAAAAACUAAUUAUAAAUAAGAAUAGAAUGGUAACAUGAUUACAGAGAAUCCUGAAUAAUGAUGAGUAAGAAAGUUAGAUGCACAAAUACACUAUAAAUACACUAUAUAUACACUAAAUACACUAUAUAUACACUAAAUACACUAUAAAUACACUAUAUAUACACUAAAUACACUAUAUAUACACUAAAUACACUAUAAAUACACUAUAUAUACACUAAAUACACUAUAUAUACACUAAAUACACUAUACAUACACUAUAUAUACACUAUAUAUAGACUGCCUCUGGAACCAACGUCAGCACAAUAACUGUUCGUCAGAAGCUCCAUGAAAUGGGUUUCCAUGGCCGAACAUCCGCACACAAGCCUAAGAUCACCAUGUGCAAUGCCAAGCGUCAGCUGGAGUGGUGUAAAGCUCGCCGCCAUUGGACUCUGGAGCAGUGGAAACGCGUUCUCUGGAAUGAUGAAUCACGCUUCACCAUCUGGCAGUCCAACGGAAGAAUCUGGGUUUGGUGGAUGCCAGGUGAACGCUACCUGCCCGAAUGCAUGAUUUUGGAAUGAGAUGUUCAACGAGCAAGUGUCCACAUACUUUUGGUCAUGUAGUGAUAUAUCAUACCCCCAAGACAUGCUAACACUCACCAUUACAAUAACAGGGGAGGUUAGUCUGGCUACUGGCAGCACCCCAACGCCUGGCUACUGGCAGCACCCCAACGCCUGGCUACUGGCAGCACCCCAACGCCUGGCUACUGGCAGCACCCCAACGCCUGGCGACUGGCAGCACCCCAACGCCUGGCGACUGGCAGCACCCCAACGCCUGACCAGCACCCCAAAGCCCCUGAGCAUGAUGGAUUGA
Messenger RNA from Coregonus sp. 'balchen', 15695 nucleotides. Lineage: Eukaryota; Metazoa; Chordata; Actinopteri; Salmoniformes; Salmonidae. The record is from the annotation of a GenBank genome assembly.